CCGAAAAACUUUCCAUUAUCCUCGACUCGAAUGAUCAAACACAGAGGGAAAGCAACGGUGAAUGAAAGAUAAUCAUGGCGGUGAAAGGAUUUUCUUGCAAUCCAAAUGCAAGUAUAACUGAAACCCAUCAUCUUCUUUUUCGCCAGAAUUUACCAGUAGCAUCCAGGCAGCUAUUUCCCAAUCCUUUUUUUGCUUCAUAUCCGAUUCUAAACAGCAACCACAACAAAAAGAAGACACCGAUUCUACGAAUCCGAGCUGCAGCUGCAGCUGAAGAAAGCAAUUCGACUGUUAAUGUUUCUAGCACAAGCGAUGUUAAAGGGUCAGGGACGACAGCCAGAGGGAGGAGACUUCUCAAGAUACGUGAGGAGAAAAGGAAGCGAGAAUUCGACAGGCUUCACAAUUAUCCGUCAUGGGCCAAAGUCCUAGAAGACGCCUGCAAAGACGAUGAGGAGCUACGAGCGGUUCUUGGCGAUAGCAUUGGCGAUCCUGAGCAAAUGAGGAAACGAAUUGAAGAGCGUGUUCGUAAAAAGGGCAGAGAUUUUAACAAGAAAAAGACUGGCUCUGUGCUUUCUUUUAAAGUCAGCUUCCGAGAUUUUAAUCCACUUGAUUCCUACAUAUGGUUCGAGUUAUAUGGAUCGCCUUCUGAUCGAGAAGUCAAUCUCAUUGGAAGUGUUAUUCAGUCCUGGUAUGUCAUGGGAAGAUUGGGAGCCUUUAAUUCAUCUAAUUUGCAGUUGGCAACUGCCUCAAUGGAGUAUGAUCCCCUCUAUGAUGCAGAUAAGGGUUUUAAUGUGAUGCCAUCAUCUUUUCACGAUAUUAGUGAUGUCGAGUUUCAGGACAACUGGGGCCGUGUUUGGGUAGAUCUUGGUACUUCGGAUUUUUUCCCCAUUGAUGUCCUUCUCAACUGCAUGACAGUAUUAAGUGCAGAUUAUUUGGGCAUUCAACAGAUAGUUUUUGGUGGUCGCCGGAUGGGUGAUUGGGAAGAAGGUAUGACAAACCCCGACUAUGGCUACAAAUACUUCAAAAUCUGAACCAAACGUCGAUCCAGAUGCAACUGCAAUCUAGAAGGUUAGUUAGGUCGCAACUUGUGUAUACAACUGAUGGACUCUAGAGAUGGCCCAUCAAUGGGGAUCCUUACUGUUCCUUAUCUGAAUUUGAAAGUUCGGA
Molecule: messenger RNA, 1164 nt
Organism: Hibiscus syriacus
Lineage: Eukaryota; Viridiplantae; Streptophyta; Magnoliopsida; Malvales; Malvaceae
Exons: 8
Coding region: 75-1028 (317 amino acids)
Source: RefSeq, a predicted model, not a curated record